GUGAAUUGAGAGAUUCAAUGUCAUCUGUUCCUUGUUAUCAUCGGCUUGAGGAUGUUUACGAUAAUGUUGGUGAAAUCCAAUCUCGUUUUACGGAAUUGAACAACUUAUUCGAGGAGAAGUAUCAUUGUAAACCUGACUUCUACGUUCGUGCUCCUGGUCGUGUGAAUCUGAUUGGAGAGCAUAUUGACUACCACGGUUAUUCCGUAUUCCCCAUGGCUAUCGUGAACGACAUGAUCAUUGCUGUAUCUUCAGAAGAGAACACUUCUGGAGCGACCGAAUUCUCUGUUCACAACGUGAAUCCGAAGUUCGCAUCGAGCACUCUCCCCGUCGAUCCCAAAGCUCCCAUGAGCCCCGAGCACAACUGGUCUCUCUACUUCCAAUGCGGCUACAAGGGUGCCUUCGACCACUUCGACACCGCCCACAAUCCUCCUCGCCUCCUCAAGAUCGCCAUGAGCGGCACCGUUCCUCCCGCCGCCGGCGUUUCCUCCUCCUCCGCCUUCGUCGUCGCCUCCUGCAUGGCCACCGCGCUCGCCAACGGCAUGGCCUUCGAUAAGAGUUCCCUCGCCGAGGCCUGCCGCGUUGCCGAGUUCUACAUCGGAACCAUGGGCGGCGGCAUGGAUCAGGCCAUCUCCGUGCACGGAAUCCGCGGUUAUGCCUCGCAUAUUGAGUUCAAUCCGCUCAAAGCCACUCCCGUGCAGCUCCCCGCGGGAGGCGUCUUCGUCAUCUCCAACUCCUUCUACCAGGCGCCGAAGGCGGUUACCGCGGCUACAGGGUACAAUCUGCGCGUCGUGGAGGGCCGUUUGGCGGCAAAACUGAUCGCGAAGGCGUUCGGAUUACCGCGGUUCUUGGAGUACGUGACGCUGCGCGAGCUGCAGCACGACCUCGGCGACAAAACGCUCGAGGAAAUGCAGGCGAUCGUCAAGGAAACGCUCCACGAAACGCCCUACACAACCGCGGAAAUCGAGGCGGAGCUCGGGGAACUGACGCAACCGCGGUUAUUCGCGGACCGUCCGGCGGCGGCGAAGGUGCUGGAGGUGAACUCGUCGUUCAAGUGCCAGCAGCGCGCGCUGCACGUGCUUUCGGAGGCUGAUCGGGUUUUGAAGUUCCGCGCGGUGUGCGAAGACGAAUUGCCGCGCAAACUGGAGCGGCUCGGGGAGCUGAUGAACGAGUCGCAUGCGAGCUGCGAUGGAUUGUAUGAGUGCUCGUGCGAGCAGCUGAAUGAGCUGGUGGAGAUCGCGAGGUCGAUGUGGAUGAUGGGGAUGAUGCGUAGACGCCAUGGAGCGAUCGGGUCGAGACUGACGGGCGCGGGAUGGGGAGGCUGCGCGGUGCAUUUGGUCAAGGAGGAGGCGCUGGAGGAGUUCAUGAAGGCGUUGAGGGAGGAGUACUAUGUGAAGCAUGGGUUCGACGAGGAACAAAUCAAGCAGGGACUUUUCGCAUCGAAGCCUGGAGCCGGAGCGUGCUACUUUGAGGGGAUUGAGUUUUAA
Blastocystis hominis is the source of this 1484-nucleotide messenger RNA. RefSeq lists its product as hypothetical. The record is from RefSeq and is a predicted model, not a curated record. Bases 18 to 1484 code for a protein of 488 amino acids. Gene Ontology annotation, cellular component: cytosol; cytoplasm. The transcript has 6 exons. Gene Ontology annotation, molecular function: galactokinase activity; ATP binding. NCBI's taxonomy places the organism in Eukaryota, Bigyra, Opalinata, Blastocystidae. Gene Ontology annotation, biological process: galactose metabolic process; carbohydrate phosphorylation.